Molecule: messenger RNA, 2785 nt
Organism: Impatiens glandulifera
Lineage: Eukaryota; Viridiplantae; Streptophyta; Magnoliopsida; Ericales; Balsaminaceae
Product: THO complex subunit 5B
Exons: 8
Coding region: 46-2493 (815 amino acids)
Biological process (GO): mRNA export from nucleus; positive regulation of DNA-templated transcription, elongation
Cellular component (GO): THO complex part of transcription export complex
Molecular function (GO): mRNA binding
Source: RefSeq, a predicted model, not a curated record
UUAAUUUUCUUAGGCUAACGGAGGCGAGAUAGGAUAGAGAAGAAAAUGGAUACAACAAUGGAAGACGGCGAAAUGGCGGCGACGACGACGACGACUUCGGUGCCGGAGCUAGAACUCCACGCCAUGAUGAAGAAGUCACCGUUCGAUACACUUUACGAUAGCCGGAAGUCUGCCGAGGAAAUUGUAGCCAAGAUGCUCUCUAUCAAGAGAGAAUCCAAAUCAAAAUCCGAACUCCGUGAGCUCGCAACUCAAAUGUUUCUCAGUUUCGUUAAUAUGCGUCAGUCAAAUCGUGCCAUCUUGCUUGAAGAGGACCGUGUAAAGGCAGAAACAGAACGUGCUAAGGCACCAGUUGACUUCACUACCUUGCAGCUUCAUAACUUGAUGUAUGAGAAGAAUCAUUACAUGAAAGCAAUAAAGGCUUGCAAAGAUUUCAGAUCAAAGCAUCCUGAUAUUGAACUUGUAGCUGAGGAAGAGUUUUUCAGAGAUGCGCCUGCAGAUAUACAAAGUUCAUUAAUAUCCAAUGAAAGUGAUCACAAUUUGAUGUUGAAGAGGCUCAAUUUUGAGUUAUUUCAGCGCAAAGAGCUCUGCAAACUUCAAGAGAAACUUGAACAAGAAAAACACAGACUUUUUGAAACCAUUGCUAACAGGAAGAAGUUCGUAUCGAGUCUCCCUUCCCUUCUGAAGUCCCUAAAGAAAGUAUCAUUGCCAGUGCAGCAUCAACUAGGGAUGCCACACACAAAAAAGCUAAAACAACAUCAGUACGCAGAGUUGCUUCCACCUCCUCUUUAUAUUAUUUACUCGCAAAUGUUGGCCCAAAAGGAAGCAUUUGGAGAGAAAAUUGAUGUGGAGAUUACAGGAAGUUUGAAAGAUGCUCAAGCUUUCUCUCAGCAACAAGCAAAUAAAGAAAAUGGUGUUUUGACCAUUCUAGAUAAUUCCAAGGUGGAGGAUGAUGCACCUGAGGAUGAAGAUGAUGGACAAAGAAGGCGAAAGCGGCCAAAGAAAGUUCCUGCUAAAGAAAAUCUUGAUCAGUCGGAAAUUUAUCAAACUCAUCCGCUGAAAAUUACUCUUCAUGUAUAUGACGAUGUAGCUUCAGAUUCGAAACCUGCAAAACUUGUUUCGCUGAAAUUUGAUUACCUGUGGAAGUUGAAAGUUGUAUGUGUUGGGAUCGAGGGUUCCAAUGGAGGCCCAGAGAAUAACAUAUUAUGCAAUUUAUUUCCUGAUGACUCCGGCCUUGACAUACCUGUACAGUCAGCUAAGCUCUCUAUUGGCGGGGCUAUGGUAUUUGAUGAAAAGAGAACCUCACGUCCAUAUAAAUGGGUCCAGCAUUUGGCGGGCAUUGAUUUUUUGCCUGAGAUAUCUCCACAGCUUACAUGUUCUGAAACCAUAGACAAUGGAAAAGCUAAACAAGCUACAGUGGUAUCUGGUCUCUCGUUAUACCGCCAGCAGAAUCGGGUUCACACAGUGGUGCAACAAAUUCGUACUCGAAGAAAGGCUCAGAUAGCUCUUGCGGAACAACUUGAUUUACUAUUGAAACUUAAGUGGCCUAAUCUGGCAUGUAAAGAUGUUCCAUGGGCAUUGCAUGCACCUUUGUGCAGUAUAGUUGGCUGGUCUCCUGUUAGAUCUCCAGAUAGCCAUGAAAGAUCUCCGGCUAUUGCAGAUAUAGAACAAGCUCAGACCACUUCAGAAGUUAGUACAGAGAAAAGAUCUGGAAACGGAAAGGAAGAAAUGGAAAGUGUGAGGGAAGAUGGAGAGCUACCAUCUUUGAUCCCGGUUGUGUCAAGUGAAGUUGAAAUCACACCUUCAAAAAUUUCUGAGCUUGAGCACAUCAAGCAAAUGUCUUUGAUCUCAAAGAAUAUGGUUUCUCCCAUUAACAUGGCAAAAUCACAAAGUUUUAAGAAAAAUGAGGAUGAUAUAGAUCUCAUCAUGGAUUCUGAUAGCGAUAUCGAAGGGCCUGCACUUGUGAAUCAAGAGACAGAAAAGAUGCCCGCAGCAGUUGGAAAUUCAUGGGUACAGUAUGGCAUGCGUGAAUAUUGUCUUGUUUUGUCUAGGAUCACGGACAAGGACAAAACUAAUGUCAAGUUAGAAGCCAAGGUUUCAGUUAGUAUGGAGUAUCCCCUCAGGCCACCAUUGUUUGCACUGAGUUUCUCCACACCAUCCCUUGUAGAAAAGGAUCGUGAGUCCAAUGGUAUAGAAUGGUACAACGAGCUUCGCGCUAUGGAAGCCGAGGUAAAUGCUCAUAUAUUGAAAUCGAUACCGACAGAACAAGAGAACUUCAUCUUGUCCCAUCAACUGCGUUUUCUUGCAAUGCUAUUUGAUUUCUAUGUAGACGAAGAGUCCCAAAGUGCAUUGAAUAGAAAAAUGACCAAUGUGAUGGAUGUGGGUUUGUCCAAUCCUGUUAGUGGAGGGCUUCUUGCCAGAUCAUAUAGGGGGAGGGAUCGUCGCAAAAUGAUUUCUUGGAAAGACGAUAAAUGCACCUCUGGCUAUCCAUAUUAAUCAAAGGUACACAGACAUCUCGAAUUUGAAUCCAUAUUAUUAUUAUUAUUCCAUUCCAGCCAUUUUUUUGGAAGACAUUUUUUAAUAUGACCAUAUAAACUUCUCGCGGAUUGUGUAUGAUAUGUUUUUCUUGAGUUGAUGGUUCAAUAGUAUCAUAAUAUUCUGCUCUUUUGUUUGUUUAAGGUUCGUUUCUACUUAUUAUAGGAUGCCCCAAAGAUUGUACACAUUCAUGCCAUUUGGCUGCCACUUUGUGACGAUAAACCAUGUUAGGUCAAUUUUAUCUAGGAACAUA